AUGUCAAUGUUUACGUACUGUCGUGUAAUUAAAUUCGUUCGAUGUUAUCGAGGCAUUGAUAUCCUCUUCAAUGCAGGGAUGAUAAAUUCAGAACCAUCUGUGUCAAUCUCUUUGGUCCAAGAAAGGAUAACUGCUAAAUAUGGCUUCAAAGUUUCCUACAGAAAGGUGUGGUAUGCGAAGCAGAAAGCGAUGACAAUUAUGUAUGGUGAAUGGAAAGAACCGUAUGCUUUUUUGCCAAGGUGGUGUGAAUACAUGCUUCGCUUUUCUCCAGGUUCAUUUUAUCAUAUACAAACAAAUGAUCUUUAUGCCAAGCAGAGCUUAGUUUCUGGAAAAAAAGGUUUUCAUCGCAUUUUUUGGACGUUUAGACAGUGUUGUGAGGCGUUCAAAUUUGCCAAACCCGUCAUUCAAAUUGAUGGAACACAUUUAUAUGGGAAGUACAAAGGGAAAUUGUUGGUGGCCAUAGCCCAAGAUGGUAAUAAUGAAUGUUUACCGAUCGCUUUUGCCAUCGUAGAAGGCGAAACUUUGGAAGCAUGGGAUUAUUUUCUCGUUAAUAUUCGUGCUCAUGUUACUACCAUGUCAAACAUAUGUUUGAUAUUCGAUCGGCAUCGAAGCAUAAUAUCUGUUGUGGAAAAUAACCCUAAUUUGCAGCCGCCAAAUGCAUAUCACGUUACUUCAGCCAUGGUUGAUUUUGAAAGGAAUCUUGCGAGUUUUCGUGAAAGUAGUUCUCAAAUUGCUGAGUGGAUUAAUGCGAUUCCUAAGGAAAAGUGGUCGCGAGCCUACGAUAUUGAAGGACGGAGGUACGGUCAUAUGACAACAAAUUUGGCUGAAUCUGUCAAUAGAGUUUUGAAGGGGGCCAGAAAUAUGCCUAUAACAGCAUUGGUUAAGCAUACAUAUAGCAGAUUGGUUGCAUAUUUUGUUGAGAGAGGAACAAAUGCGGUUGCACAACUUCAAUCAGCUUAUCGUCACUCCAAAAAUGUUGUUGAAUUGGUCAAGAAGAACCAGGUAGAUGCAACAGGCAACCACGUUCAUGCAUACAAUGUUGAACAUACUGUCUUCGAGGUUGACGCAAGUUGGGAGCGUUCAUAUUCUGUCAUUCUCCCACAGAGAUACUGUCAGUGUGGAAAGUUUAAGGCCUUUAAGUAUCCGUGUAGUCACGCCGUUGCUGCUGCGUUAAGUGUUAGGCAGAGUGCGUUGACUUACAUUGACGACGUCUUCUUGAUAACUAACUUGGUCGAGGCUUAUUCUUUUCCGUGGGAGCCAAUCGGAAACGAGGAAGCAAUACCUGAAAUUAGUGGUCCAAAGAUUAUUCCUGAUUCUAUUAUGUUGCGUGCAAAAGGUCGUCCAAAGUCAACUCGCAUCCGCAGCGAGAUGGAUGAAGUUGAGACAAGCCAGAGCCGUAUCAGGUGUGGACUUUGCAAGGAACGCGGCCAUAAUCGUCGGGGAUGUCCAAGUCGUGGGAGAAACGACUGA
Molecule: messenger RNA, 1470 nt
Organism: Gastrolobium bilobum
Lineage: Eukaryota; Viridiplantae; Streptophyta; Magnoliopsida; Fabales; Fabaceae
Exons: 2
Coding region: 1-1470 (489 amino acids)
Molecular function (GO): zinc ion binding
Source: RefSeq, a predicted model, not a curated record